Messenger RNA from Trematosphaeria pertusa, 2232 nucleotides. RefSeq names its product alpha/beta-hydrolase. The coding region runs from base 33 to 1913 and encodes 626 amino acids. The record is from RefSeq and is a predicted model, not a curated record. Lineage: Eukaryota; Fungi; Ascomycota; Dothideomycetes; Pleosporales; Trematosphaeriaceae. The transcript has 2 exons.
CGAAAUCUUUAGGGAAACAAAUCCAUCCCACGAUGCAUUCAAAGAUCCUCAUUGCUCUUCUUGCAUCUCUUGUUCGGAGCGUUCUUGCAGGCCCUCUCGUGCAUGCGAAAAUCCGGGAAAGCCGAGUGACGUACCGCGGCACGACUUCCGAUUCGAUCGAGCACUUCCAAAACAUCAAAUAUGCCCACGAUACGUCCGGAGAGCAGCGGUUCGCUCCGCCAGAGCCCUUCAUCCCCCAUUCAGGCAGUGACAUAGAUGCUACUAUUCCAGGCCCAGCAUGUCCGCAGAUGCAGGCGCCGAUACCGCUGUUCUUCGCGGAGACGGCGGAUAUGAGCGAAGACUGUCUGAGUCUACGAAUCGCUCGACUAGCUGGCACUACACCGGACGCGAAGCUCCCAGUCGUGGUGUGGAUCCAUGGAGGCGGUGUCGUGAAAGGGUCGGCGUCUGAUCCGCAUUCCGAGCCGGAUAACCUCAUCAGGCUGUCUGCGGAGAUCAACCAGCCCAUCAUCUACGUCGCUAUCCAGUUUCGGAUCACUAUCUUUGGAUUCGCGCGAUUGCCUACUCUCCGAGAUCAGAGAUCGCUCAAUGUGGGGCUCAGGGACCAAAGAGCCGCGUUCCAAUGGGUGAAAGACAAUAUCGAAGCCUUCGGGGGCGACCCAUCGAAGAUUACGGCGUACGGGUUAAGCGCUGGCGGCACUUCUAUGGCGCUUCACCUCAUGAGCUACGGGGGAGAGAAGGGCGUUCCGUUUACGCAGGCUUGGAUGAUGUCCGGACCACCGGGCACAGCGCUGAACAUGAGCAGUGAUGCUACGGAGGUGCAUACUAAAGCCGUCGCGGAGAAGCUUGAGUGCAAGGGAGAUGACGAUAAGGCAGUGUUGAAGUGCUUGAGGGAGGUACCGAUGGAGAAGCUGCUAAGCACUGCUAUGGAGUAUUCCGUUGCAAAUCAUCCGCCUGCUGGGCUUUUCACUUUCAUUCCGUCAGUGGAUGGCGACUUCUUCCCGGACCGGCAGUCGGUCUUAUACAAAACUGGACAUUUUGUGAAAGGUAUACCGAUGGUAUUCGGCUGGACCCAAAAUGAUGGCACUAUGAACACCGGCCCGGCCCACCUUAUUCAGUCGGAAGACGAUAUGAUACCCAUCAUCAAAGGCUUCGCGCACGCUCUCACAACUGACGACUUCAACAGUCUCUUCCAGUACUACGCGGCAGCCGACUUCGAGCAAGAAGUAGUGAACUAUGAAGCCUCCAAAACCGAAGGUGACCCGGUCGUACCAGUGCACUUCUUUCGCCUAGCUCGCAUCCUGCGCGACUUACUAUUUACAUGCUCGUCUAUUGACUUCGGCUACGAGAUGACCAAGCACUCGCGGCUCGAGAAGUCAGGUUGGUCCAAAGUUCGCCUUUACGAUCUAAACCAGACCAUGUUCUCGCCUUUCCUUAAAGGCGCGGGCAUGCCAUAUGCCGGAGUAACCCACGGCUCCGACACCAACUACAUCUUUAGCGGCGUCUUACUCGAAGGAGCCGUAUCGCCCGAAGACCAGCAGCUCUCACGCGAGCUCACUACCGCCUUCAUAAACUUCGCGUACACCGGGGAUCCAAACGCCCACUCCGAUUCGGACGAAGAGGACUGGCCGCCCGCGUUCUCGCAAGAUAUGGAUCUCAUCGCUGAAGACGAGCCCCGUUCGCUUAGUAUCCAGGUGAUUGGUGGACUGCAUGGUACUGGGGCAGUGCCUCUGAGAAGGAUUCCGCCGAACUUCCUCACCAUGGAGGCGAGGGAGCAGCAGAUCCUGGGUGAGCAGACUGAGUAUGGGGCUAUGCAGUCGCCGGCGUGGAAUAUGAGGAAGGCAGAGGUGGAGAAGGAGAAGCUGUUUGAGAGGUGCGAGUUCAUUAAUGGGUUAGCUGAGAAGCUUGGGCAUUGAAAAGGUGGCUCACUGGAAAUUCCUACAUCGCAAAGUCUCGGCCAGGUCUGGCAUUAUACUCCAUAAUGCCACUGCCGGCAUUUUUUCUGUCCGGGUUUGGAAAGCCGCACCCGUAGGCCUUCGGAGAGUAGAGAGAAGACUGAGGGAGUGACUCUCUAUGCUCAUCAACCAUAAGACUCGCUCAUAUGCACCCUGAUCUUGGCGGCGUGCCUCCCUCAUAUUUGGCUUUGGAAAACUCUUCCUGGUGCCCUCCAACAGAUAAAGACAAGACUGAGCCUUUCCCUCUCCACAUCUCUGAGCUAAGGCGCUUGCUCAUACU